This is a messenger RNA of Cynara cardunculus var. scolymus (artichoke), 714 nucleotides long. RefSeq lists its product as uncharacterized. The transcript is spliced from 2 exons. Lineage: Eukaryota; Viridiplantae; Streptophyta; Magnoliopsida; Asterales; Asteraceae. The record is from RefSeq and is a predicted model, not a curated record. Bases 1 to 714 code for a protein of 237 amino acids.
AUGGAUUUUGAGGAAGAACUUUUGCUAGUUAUGAUCAUUUAUUGGUAUUGGAAAUACAAAUUAUCAUCAAGAAUACAACGAAUAAGAGAUAACACUUCCGCCUUAACCGGUCAYGMMUAUACGCUAGAAUUGUUAGGCGGUUCGAAUACACAAUGCUAUGAAUUGAUGCGGCUUUCUCGGGACGCGUAUAUACUUUUAUGYAACCAUUUUAAACAAAAAAAUUGGUUGCAAGAUAGUAGGAAUGUCACCGUCGAGGAGAAGAUGGCUAUAUUUUUGACAAUUAUUGGCCAUAAUGAACGCUUUAGAAUGGUUAAACGGAGAUUUCAACACUCUACGGAGACUAUUCAUAGACACUUUCGUGAAGUGCUACGAGCAAUGAUGAAAUUUGCAAAAGAAGUUAUACGGCCGACAUCCUUUGAGGAAACGCAAAACACAUCAGAACGUCAAAGAAACCUCAGACAAAUAUUUCCGGGGGCAAUGGGUGCAUUAGAUGGAACUYUCGUACAUGCAGUCGUACCUGUUGAUYAACAAGCUCGUUAUAGAGGUAGAGGAAGAGGUGAAUGUUACCAAAACGUUUUAGGUAUUUGUGACUUUAAUAUGCUUUUCACAUUUGUUUGGGCUGGAUGGGAGGGUAUAGCACAYGAUGCUAGAGUGUUGAGAGAAGUUGCUUUUAGUCCAACUUCUGGCUUUCCAUUUCCUCCACGAGGUAUGUAA